GGACUGGACUACCUUGUCCAUUUUACCACAAUUUUACCCUUUAUUAUCACUCACUAAAUCAACAGUGUCAACAGUACCUAGCGUUACAAAUGCGGACUACAGUUUCUUCUUCGGUGGUGUGACCAUGGACGGACGGUGUGCUGUGGAGACUUGUGCAGAGUUUGGCUUUGCAGGAACCUCGUGCACACCCAGGAUCAGGUGUGGUUUUGGGACAGAUGUGCUCCUCUGCACUGGAAGCGACGAGGCUUAUGUUUUCAGUACUCAGGAGGGGAAACUCAAGGCUGUCCUCCAGUGUCCUGGUCCUGUGAGUGACCUGGUUGUGAGUCAUGAUAAGCAGCGCCUCUAUGUAGCCUGUAGGAGCGGAGUCUAUUGUGUCAGUUCAGAACUUCUGCUAUCCAGGGUUAAAGGCUCCCCAGCUGAUGCAUCCUCUGGUCCAUCUGAGCUGAAAAUCUCCUCUGAGUCUCUGGUCGUUGCAGAGGAAGGAGUGUUAUCGCUGCUCCCCGUCGGCUCCGUGCUUGUGACUCUUUCCCAAAGAGACGCAUCCUGGAUGUUGGCUCUGUACAAAUCCUCAAACUACGAGAAGCUCAGUUCUUUCAGUCAGUUCUCAGGAGAUGUAAACACUGAGGAAAAAACAGAAAUAAGAAGAAGUCCGGUGCUGAUUUGUGUUCAUUCAAGGGAUGCAACACCAUCGUCCUCCUCCUCUAAUUCCUCAUCAGAUGAAGCUCCAAGUCAGGGCCAUUUUCACCUCGAUCCAGUCCUCUUCAAACUUCUUUUUGGGGUCGAUAUCGCCCUCGCCAAAUCCCCCGUUAUCCUGUGUGGCCUUCCAGACGGGUGCGUGUGUUUCGUCCCUCUGUGUCUCCCAGGAUCGAGGCUCCGAGUCCUGCACAGCCUGGAGCAGCCCGUCGUAUUUGUCGGAUCAUCGGGUCCAGGACGGUGUUUGGUGGCAGUGGGUGCACUGGGGAGGGUGGUGCUGAUGAAAGCAGACAAAGGAGGGUCAACAGAGGGGAGAAGGAACGUUUUGACUGAGGGGUGUGUACCGGGGCCUGUGGUGUGUGGCUGUGUGGAUAAAAACACUGUUUACUACAGCACGGGGUCAGACCUGCUGCUACUUGAUCUAUCAGAGGGGAAAUCUGGAGAGGAAGGCCAAGGAAAGGAUGAGGAAACACGCAGAAAGAUGGACGCUGCCCUCCAAAGCCCCACCAGUUUAAAUGUGUGUCGAGUCGUCGCUUUGGCCCCGCCGACAUGCAACACUGCAGCUCCAGGUGUAGUGGAGCUGCUGGGUCUGUCUGUCAGAGGGCAGCUGCAGAGGAUGCGUCUCCCUGUGAGGACAGAGGACAGCAGAUUGUCCUCGGGGUCAGACUCUCAGGUGGGCCGCAGCGUCAGGGACCUGCUGUCCUCCAUCGGGGACGUCUGUGAAAGAGCAUCUGUGCUGAAAACAUCCAUCAAAUCCAAAAACCAGAUUCUCCAGCGCCUGAAUCAAGUGCUCAACAUCAGCUUCCUGUUGAUGGCAGGUGCAAACGGUGCAGAGCAUCCUCCCCUCCAGGAGAAUCCAAUCAGAUGUCGAGCUUCGACUAGUUGGAGCAGAUUGCUUCAGGAAGACUCCCUGACCCUCACCUGUGUCCUGGAUAACUCCAGUGCUUAUGUUUUGGAGCGAGGCUGGACAUUAAGCAUCACUGUGUUUCCUCUGUGUCCUCCUCCCAGUGCAGGAGGAGAAAACCUCUCCACAAACUUUUCAUUCCCGUUCCAAAGCCUCCAUCCAGGCGAGACGUUAGACGUGUCUUUGCCUCUAGCAGCUGCAGGCGAAUCAUCCUUCCCCGUGACAGUGAGCUGCUCCCUCCUCUUCUCCCUCGCCAGCCUCCUGGGAGAGGAAGCUGCAAACCUUCCCGCUCUGCAGAGCAGCUGCAUCAGUUUGCCCCUGAACACCCUGACAGUGGAUUGGCUGCACGCCCUGCAGGUGAGCAGCCCUAAAGCCGCCCGGGAAAAGAUCACACCUCAUGCGACAGAUGCCAUUGAAGCUUUUCUAAGAUCACAUCGAAUAAGGUGCGGUGGAAACGCAGAGGGAGGACGAGAAGGUGGUUUAAAGUAUUCAGCAAGUGUACGGGUGUCUGCAGAGUUACUAAGGGACACACUUAUGGUGGUAAAAAGCUCACAUUUAGACCCUGCAGGGACAAAGACGGCUCCUGAGAAUGUGUGCCUUUCUCUGCUGGAGUGGCUGCUGUCUGAAGGUCCUGGAGGAGUGACGACGGGACAAAAAGGAGACCAAAUGGCAAUGAGGGGAUCAGUGGUGCACGCACAAAGUCUAAACAGACAUGCUGUCAAACUGACUGCCAAAGAGGUGAAUGUAGGGGUGGAGGAGUCCCUGAACACAGUGGAGGUUCAGGUUCACAGCUCGUCUAUAGCAGCGGUGUGUGGACUGCACCACGCGUUGCUGCGGCGAGUACAGACUCUGCUGCAGAGAGCUCCAGAGAGAGCCGCGUCCACAAAGAGGGUCCAGAGUUUGGGGUUAAGAGAGGCGCUGCGGCGGGCCGAGCACCUGCUGCAGCAGAUCCAGCAAAGUCGAGUGUCAGGGGUCUUCAGUGGGGGGGCGUCCACGGAGCAGAUGAGCCGAACGCUUCUCGACGUUUACCGAGAACUCAGAGAAAACCCUCUCGUCAUAAUCUAACACUUCCUGCCCUCGGCUCUGUCCAGUGCUCUGUAACCCGUCUUUGCAGCAGAUGCAUGAAGAACAAUUAUCAGAAAUGUCAUUGCUAUUGUAAACGCGCUUUGGCAUCAAUAUCAAUUCUGUUUCCGUUUAAUAUUCUACACAAAGAAAGAUUUACGACUCAUUAUUUCCAACCGGUGUUUUACUAUAGAUUCCCUAGUUUAAAAAAAUAAAAGAUAAACCUCGUGUUUUUUAUAUAUCAUUCAUCGCGUUACCGAUAUUUACUGAUGAAUGGAUAAAACAAAACAAAAGGAAACAAACAUUUCAAAGCUAGCUUUAUCAAAUGUGCAGAUUUCUGUUCGUAAAAAUAUUUUUGGAUAUUGCCUUUUUUGCAUAUUAAAUAUAACAUCUCAGGAAACUUGUAAUACAAAAAAAUACAGUUUUAAUGUGUGAGUUUUAAAGGAACUGGGGAAGUUGAAUUGAGAUUGAUAUUAGUUAACGUUUUAACCCCCACUCACCUGCAGUGGCUUUCUUCAAGGAGAGAAAUUCAACAUGUUCCUUUAACAUGGCACCAAUGCGCUUUGAUGGAAUAAAAGCAAAACUGAGACACCUGAGAAAGAGAAGUGGCAUCCACAGCUCCUUCACAUUUUGUAUAGACAUCAUAACUAUUCUAGGGAUUGAACCUGAAGUGUUCUUGUGGUGGAAAACCUCCAUUAAAACUCAGGACUGCUGCGUGUCUGUGCAAUUAAACCAGAGGGUGAAAGCUUGAGGUGGGCGAGGAUCCUCACAUCACUUAUAGAAAGACCUUCGGUAAUGAAUCUGACCUUUACUCUGACAUGUGCCAAAGACAUGCAACAUUACUGUUUUAAAGGACAUUUUAUUUUUGUUAAAAGCUCUUUAUGUAAAGCAACUAGUAGGGCUGGGAAUUGCCCAAUAAAGGACUUCAAGUUCUACGUCCUGAUAAGAAAUGUGACAUUACUAAAACAAAUCCUAACCCACCGCCAUACAGGUGUACUUUCAGUAAAUGUAGAUAAAUGAGACGGGGACAAAUGCAAAAUCCACGCCUUUUCGUCGCAGCCUCAGACAACAAUGCUAUUGACUGUAUUGAUUAGUAUACAGUAUUUGUGAUGUGCUGCAACCCAUUUUCCCCUUGGGGACAAAUAAACGAAUACUACUACUACUAGAAUGUUUGUCUCAAAUUACACAUGUAUUUAAGUUCCUAGGCUUGAUGGUGUCUUGCAUAUCUGUUUUUUACGGUGGCCGACAGGGGCAAACAUGCUGAAAAAGUUACUUUAGAAAAACCUCGCUGCUUUUUCCGUUUGAUCUUUUUUUUCAUGGCUCUGUUGUUUAAGUUAUAUUGAUAAGCAUUUUUUUUAUUUUUUUAUUUUUUUGGUUUCGCUGAUGUGGGCAUGUUCGGGUGGAGGGAGGGGGGAGUGUAGUGAGUGUACUGUGUUAUUACAAUAUAAAUGAAAUUGCAUCAAUUAAUGUACUCUAUAAUGAAAUAAAAAGACUUGAAA
Notothenia coriiceps (black rockcod) is the source of this 4158-nucleotide messenger RNA. RefSeq names its product FA core complex associated protein 100 (gene faap100). Gene Ontology annotation, biological process: interstrand cross-link repair. Lineage: Eukaryota; Metazoa; Chordata; Actinopteri; Perciformes; Nototheniidae. The transcript is spliced from 8 exons. Bases 125 to 2662 code for a protein of 845 amino acids. Gene Ontology annotation, cellular component: nucleoplasm; Fanconi anaemia nuclear complex. The record is from RefSeq and is a predicted model, not a curated record.